AAUGUAGGGAAUUGAGUGUGCAUAUUUUUAUGCACAGUGCACAUCAUUGGUACUGAUGCCAUGCAUGGCAAUAGUCUUGCAUAGAUCAUAGGAUGAGAUAGCUGCAAGAGUGCAAAGUCAAGGCCUCCGAUCAUGGAUGAAAGAACAACACGUUUUACAGGCCAGGAGAAGUUCUUCUCCUGCAACACAUUAGUUUGUCUCUUACAAGCUCUUAAAGGUCACAGCACUACUAUUGAGCUCAGAAAUGAGUCAGAAGUCUGUGGAGUGAUUGACUAUGUUGAUGGCUUUAUGAACGUGACUGUACGACCGGCACGGUUCACGGAUGCGGCCGGAACGUGCGCCAGAUUCGACUCGUUCUUCGUGCACGGACGACAGAUUCGCUACGUGCACAUACCAGACGAGGUGUCACCCCUGUCGGCCAUCCGCCGACAACUGGAGGUGAACCAGCGUGGUGGCCGUGCCGUGCGCUCAGACGAGGCCGAUCAGAUGAAACGCUCCCGGCGCACCAAGAAGGCGCAGGCCUACACCCGCGAAACGGUGCGCGCGAUGGCCUUCCAGGAGGGUUCAGCCGGCGCUGCCGCUGGGGGCUCCGCUUCAGGGAGCUCCGCCGCGCCGCCGCCGCCGCCGCCUCCGGGAGGACCUGACGACGAUGCUGAUUUCGUGUGACACCGCCCUGUUCUGUUCUGGGACUCAGCUGGAAUGAGGAAGAGGCGAACACACGUUUGGUACCUGAUUGUGCUGAUGAGCAUGGCUCGACGGCCCGGAUGGGGUCAUGUGGUACUGUGUUUGCAUUUGUGUGACUAUAGGAGCGAUGCCUACUCGUGUUGGCUGUGUCGUUAGAUCAGCAGUUACUGGCGAGGAAGUGCCGCUGCUUCCUACCUAACUAUGUACGGUCUGCAGCACAUCGAUACGGCUAUACGGACGGCCGUGGUUCAUUAAACUUGUCUGGAAUCGGGACAUGCUGAGAAGUGAUAAAGGCUGACCAGUGACCCGUGAUCUAAUUUGGUUUUGAAUUUGAAGUCAGUGCGAUCCGUUGUAGUCAUGCGAUUCAUCUGAAGUUUUGGUUCAUCUCAUGACUUGCCAGGUGUGUAUUCGUUGUGAUGUGUGCCUAUAAAUGCGUCUGUUUGCUACCUGAUAUUGUUUUUUCUAAUAAACAAUUAUAAACAUGAAA
This is a messenger RNA of Amphibalanus amphitrite, 1171 nucleotides long. RefSeq names its product U7 snRNA-associated Sm-like protein LSm10 (gene Lsm10). Gene Ontology annotation, cellular component: nuclear body; cytoplasmic U snRNP body. The record is from RefSeq and is a predicted model, not a curated record. NCBI's taxonomy places the organism in Eukaryota, Metazoa, Arthropoda, Thecostraca, Balanomorpha, Balanidae. The coding region runs from base 133 to 666 and encodes 177 amino acids. Gene Ontology annotation, molecular function: histone pre-mRNA DCP binding; U7 snRNA binding. The transcript has 4 exons. Gene Ontology annotation, biological process: mRNA 3'-end processing by stem-loop binding and cleavage.